This is a messenger RNA of Rhineura floridana, 3476 nucleotides long. It is a transcript of the gene ABCB8, whose product is annotated as ATP binding cassette subfamily B member 8. Gene Ontology annotation, cellular component: membrane. The transcript is spliced from 16 exons. Gene Ontology annotation, biological process: transmembrane transport. Bases 1130 to 3199 code for a protein of 689 amino acids. Lineage: Eukaryota; Metazoa; Chordata; Lepidosauria; Squamata; Rhineuridae. Gene Ontology annotation, molecular function: ABC-type oligopeptide transporter activity; ATP binding; ATP hydrolysis activity. The record is from RefSeq and is a predicted model, not a curated record.
CCGCGGGGCAGGCGGCUUCCCAAGGCGAAGGGGGCCGUGCGCCCGCCCGCCUUCCACCCAGCGCCGGCUGCGCGGGCUCCCGGACACCGCAGUGCCCAUGCCAGGCAGCAGUCAAGGGGCGCUCAGCGGUCUGGACCGGCGCGCCUUCACACGAGAAGGAGGAGGCGGCGCCGGCGGCCGCCCCUGCUGCUGCUGCAGCUGCGCCGGGAUGGCCGUGCAGGAGGCGAGGCGCUCGGCUGCGGCGCGGCUGCUGCCCCACGAGCAGGCGGGCGGAGUCCAAAGCAGUAAGGCCCGCCGCGGGAUGCGGCUCACCCCAACACAGAGCAACCGGGGCGCGGGCUGUGUCGCCGGAGGGUCCCGUGAAAAAGGCUUCAAGCGCUCGGGGGACGGUCCCUGCUCGAGGAGAGGGCGCGGUGGGCGGCGCGCAAAUCCCCCCCCGCUGCUGCCAGGAGCGGCCGCGGCGCGGACCCUCUUCUGCAAAGCGCCGGGCGGAACGGCGGGCAGAGUCCAGGAAGGGCGGCCCCGGAUCCUAGCGCGGCUCCAGCCCGGCCACACUCAGCAAGGGAACCCUCGCCGCAGGGCUGCGCGGCACCAACGGCAAUGACGGCUGGGCGGCGGAGGACCCCACCGGGCAGCGACGGCCCAGCGCCAGGAGGAGCAGCGCGACCGGGUCUGCCUCCGUGGCUCCAGGCGGCGCGGGGACGGGGCGGGCUGGGGUCUCCGCCGGAGGUACAGGCGCCCACUAGGCGACGACGCAGCAGCAGGCGGGGGCGGGCCCCACUCCGGCCGCCAGGGGCCCGAUCCUGCUGCUCAGCUGUGGGGACGCAGGACCACGCGAGGAGGAGGAGGUCUCGGGCACGCGGAGGUGGGGCGUUUGGCGGGGAGCGCGCACGGCUCCAUCCGCGCACUGAACUAACUCUCAGCCUCUCUCUCUGUGGCCCCGCCCUCCUACUCAGCCGGGCACUGGCCACGCCCCCUCCUCCGCCUCCCUCCUCCGCACGCCCUCCCGCACAGGGCGCGCGCGGGACAUUGUGGGUCGGCGUCGUUGGUGGCGGCUGCAAUAUGGCGCCGCAUUGAGAGUAACGAAGGGGCUCCCCUGAGGAGAGCGCAACCACCUUCUUUUCCCGCCAUGCUGGCGCGGCUGCUGCUGCUCCCGCGGCCGGGGGCGCUCGCCGGGGGGCGCGGCUACCGCUCAUGCCGCCUGACAAGGGCGGCCAAGAAGGGGUCUUUUCGGGCCUUGCUCGUUGCCAGGGACUCAGGCAGCCAUGCCAGGUUCUCUUGCCUCCUGCAGGCUCCCAGCAGCCUGGCCAAGCUAUCCCCAGCUGUACUGCUGCUCUUGCCCCGCAGCCUCCUCCCAUUGGGCCGGGUGGCCGCCCUAGUGGCAGGGCCGGCCUUGGUGGGGCUAGGAGCGAGCUUCUGCGGGCAGGUCUUCUGCCAGGAGGCCCAGAGGAUUGAGGUGGUAUGUGUCCCCCCGCCCGUGGAGAAGGAGCCAGACUUUGACUGGGCCACGUUCUGGAGGUUCCUGCGUCCGCAGAUGCUGGCGCUGGUGGCGGCCGUCUUGUUUGCAUUGGGAGCUGCACUCCUCAACAUCCAGAUCCCACUGCUGUUGGGCAAGAUGGUGAAUGUGGUGGCCCAACACAUGCGUCUUGGCGAUUACCUGCGCUUGGGGUUGAUGACCUUUGGGUAUAUCUUGCUGCUCUCAUGGAUUGGGGAGAAGGUGGCUAAUAGGAUGCGCAAACAGCUUUUUGCUUCCUUCCUCAGACAGGAAGUGGCCUUCUUUGAUGCCAAUCAGACGGGACAGUUGGUGAAUCGCCUGACGACAGACAUCCAGGAAUUCAAGUCCUCCUUCAAGCUUAUCAUCUCUCAGGGCUUACGCAGCCUCACCCAGACAGUAGGCUGUUUUAUGACUCUCUACAUGAUCUCACCAAAGCUGACGGGGCUGCUGGUUGUGGUGAUGCCCUUUUUGGUGGGGACUGGGGCCUUCAUUGGCGCCUCUCUGCGCAAGCUUUCACGCAAAGCCCAAGAACAGGUGGCCAAGGCCACAGCGGUGGCAGACGAGGCUUUGGGCAACGUCCGGACUGUGCGCGCCUUUGCCAUGGAACCCAAAGAGCUCCAGCAGUACGGAGCUGAGGUGGAUCAAGCCAGCCGCCUCAACAUGAACCUGGGGCUGGGCAUUGCAUUCUUCCAAGGGCUCUCCAACGUGGCACUGAAUUGUAUUGUGCUAGGCACCAUCUUUGUAGGUGGCUCCCUCAUGGCUGGGGAAGAGCUGGCGCCUGGAGACCUCAUGUCUUUUUUGGUUUCCUCACAGACAGUGCAAAGGUCCAUGGCCAGCAUGUCCAUCCUGUUUGGGCAGGUGGUGCGGGGAAUGAGCGCUGGGGCCCGUGUGUUUGAAUACAUGACUGUACCACCAGAGAUCUCUGUAUGUGAGAGAGAGCAGCUUGCGUGUAGCAUGCUGAGUGGGCGCAUUGAGUUCCAGGAUGUCUCUUUCAGUUAUCCCACACGGCCAGGCCACCAAGUUCUGAGAAAUUUUUGCCUCAGCAUCCCUGCUAACAAGACAGUGGCUAUCGUGGGACAGUCUGGUGGAGGGAAAUCUACUGUGGCAGCCCUCUUGGAGCGCUUCUAUGAGCCAACUGAAGGCACAAUCUUUCUGGAUGGUCAUGAUAUCUGCACUCUUGACCCUGCCUGGCUCCGUGGGGAGAUCAUUGGCUUCAUUAACCAGGAGCCGGUGCUGUUCAGCACAAGCAUCAUGGAGAACAUCCGCUUCGGCAAGCCUUGUGCAUCAGAUGCUGAGAUCUAUGCUGCGGCUCGCCUUGCCAACGCUGAUGAAUUCAUCCGCAGCUUUCCUGAUGGCUACAACACUGUUGUGGGUGAGCGCGGGGUGACCUUGUCUGGAGGGCAGAAGCAGCGGGUGGCCAUUGCCCGGGCCCUUGUCAAGAAUCCCAAAGUCCUGAUCUUGGAUGAGGCCACAAGCGCCCUGGAUGCUGAAUCGGAGCACGUGGUGCAAGCAGCUCUGGAUCGGGCGGUGGCUGGCCGCACCGUGCUGGUCAUUGCCCAUCGUCUCAGUACGGUGAAGGAAGCGGACCUCAUUGUGGUGCUGUCAAAGGGGCACGUGGCUGAGGCUGGGACACACACUGAGCUACUCCGGAAGGGUGGAAUCUACGCAGAGCUGAUCCGACGCCAAACCAAGGACGGAGUUUAAAGUGGGAAAGCUUGCUUAAUUGCCGAGAGGAAGUAUUAUUGCCAGAGAGGCAGUUGCUGCUUGGCCUGCCCCAUUUCACUCAGGAGCUUAUUUGAAUACUGAUGCAAUCCCAGCUGAGUUGGUUUGUAGGGGUGUAGAGGAUGAAGCCCAGAGCCUGUUGCCCUGAGGUCUAGUGUUGUAAAGUUUCCUCUAUAACCUCUGCCUGACUCCCAACACUGAACAGAGCUUUAUAUCAUUUGAACUUGUGUUCUUCAAAUACAGUAUUUUUCUGUUUGGA